GGGCCCAGGCGUCCGGCUUCCUGCGGGCGGGGCCGCGGAGCGAGCGGAGGCGGCAGGUCCCAGAGGCGUCACCCGCCGCGGCGCCAUGUGGGACCCCAGCUCCGGACAGCCAGCCCCCCCCAACCCCGCAUACCCCCCCCACCUCGUGCCCCCCCCCAACCCCGCCUUUCCCCCCCACCCCGUGCCGCCCCCCAACCCCCUCUUCCCCCCCCACCCUGCGCCCCCCCCGAACCCCCUCUACCCCCCGCCACCCCCCUACUCCCACCCCGGGGUGCCCCCGGCGCCCAUGGGGGUCCCCGUGCCGCCCCCCGGCCCCCCCGGCCUCCCCCCGUACCCGCCGGGGCCCCCGGGGUGCCCCCCGCUGCUGCCCCCCCACCCCGGCCUGCCCCCCCCCGGGCUGGACGCCAAGGCGGCGAGGAAGAUGAGGAAGCGGCUGAAGAAGGCGCAGAAGAAGCACAAGGCCAGGAAGCGCUCUUCGUCCUCCUCGUCGUCCUCCUCCUCCUCCUCCAGCGACUCCGACUGAUGCCACCGCUGCUGCCGAGUGUUGGCGUCCGGCUGUGUCCGCCUGUGUCCGCCUGAGCCCCCCCAUGUACCUGUGACCACCCGUGUCCGCCUGUGACCUCCUGAGCCCACCCGUGUCUGCCUGUGUCCGCCUGUGACCACCUGUGACCACCCGUGCACCCAUGACCACCGGUGUCCACCUGUGUCCACCCGUGACCACCUGUGUCUACCGGUGUCCACCUGGGACCACCCGUCCACCCAUGACCACCGGUGUCCACCCAUGACCUCCUGUGACCACCCGUGUCCGCCUGUGACCACCCGGGACCACCCGUGCACCCAUGACCACUGGUAUCCACCUGUGACCACCAGUGUCCACCCGUGACCACCUGGGACCACCAGUGACCACCCCUGUCCACCCGGGACCACCUGUGUACCAUGACCGCCGAGCACCCAGGACCACCCGUGUCCAGCCGUGACCACCCGUGUCCUCGUGACCACCAGCCACCCAUGACCACCGGCCACCCGUGACCGGCUGUGACCACCCGGGGACCCGUGACGUGUCCAGCCGUGACCACCCGUGAUCUCCGGGCACCCCUGUGUGCCCGGCCGUGCCCGUAGUGUCCCCGUGGCCAUGGUGGCCCCCCGUGUCCCUUCACCCCAUGGGCACAGGGUGUGGGGGGGUCCCAGAUGCGGGUGUGGGUGCCACGGGGUGCAAUGGGUGCUGGAUGUGUUGGGGGGUGUUGUGGGUGCUGGGGGAGGUUCUGGGUGUCAGUGGGUGCUACAGGGUAGCAUGGGGGGCUGUGGGGUGCAGUGGGUGCCAUGGGGUGCCAUGGGGUGCUGGGGGGGGUGCAGUGGGUGCCAUGGGGUGCUAUGGGGUGCCGUGGGUGCCAUGGGGCGCGAUGGGUGCCAUGGGGUGCCGUGGGUGCCAUGGGGUGCUAUGGGGUGCAGUAGAUGCUGUGGGAUGCCAGGGUGUGCAGUGGGUGCCGGGGGGGUGUUGCAGCACGCUAUGGGGUGUAAUGGGUGCUAUGGGGUGCAGUGGGUGCUGGGGGGGUGUGUCAUAGCAUGCUAUGGGGUGCAAAGGGUGCCAUGGGGCACCAUGGUGUGCUAUGGGGUGCAAUGGGUGCUAUGGGGCGCAGUGGGUGCCGGGGGUGCUGUGGGGUGCCGCGGCGUAUCACGGGGUGCAGUGGGUGCUAUGGGGCGCAGUGGGUGCUAUGGGGUGCUGUGGGGUGCCACGAUGUAUCAUGGGGUGCAGUGGGUGCUAUGGGGCGCAGUGGGUGCUAUGGGGUGCAGCGGGCGUGCUGGGCGCCGGGGGGGGGUCACGAUUUGUCACGGGGGCCCCGGGGUGUCACGGGGGCCGGGGCCGCCCCCCGCCGCCCCCCAAUAAAGCUCUCGUCCCGCC
This is a messenger RNA of Dromaius novaehollandiae (emu), 1900 nucleotides long. It is a transcript of the gene PRR13, whose product is annotated as proline rich 13. The coding region runs from base 86 to 523 and encodes 145 amino acids. The transcript is spliced from 4 exons. Lineage: Eukaryota; Metazoa; Chordata; Aves; Casuariiformes; Dromaiidae. The record is from RefSeq and is a predicted model, not a curated record.